This is a messenger RNA of Saccostrea cuccullata (small rock oyster), 480 nucleotides long. RefSeq lists its product as uncharacterized. Lineage: Eukaryota; Metazoa; Mollusca; Bivalvia; Ostreida; Ostreidae. The transcript has a single exon. Bases 1 to 480 code for a protein of 159 amino acids. The record is from RefSeq and is a predicted model, not a curated record.
AUGGUCACCACUAAAUAUGAACCUUAUCCUACUGACAUUUCAGUGUCCAGACAGGAGGAACUGCUUUAUAGUGAUUAUCUUAGAAGAACAGUGAACAUUGUCAGACCUGGGAGAAUAGAGACACUGAUCACUUUACCUGAGGGAUGGCAUCCAAGGGGACUGUGUUGUACCAGAUCAGGGGAUAUACUCCUUAAUAUGUGUACCCCUGAUCAGAGUAAUCACAAAAUUGUCCGCUUUCAAGGAAAGACAGCAAUACAAGAUAUUUAUAAAGACGAAUACGGACUGCAAAUUUUUAGAGGUUUAGGAGUUGUGCAGGAGAAUAACAAUGGAUACAUUUGUUCAUCUGAUGUGGACGCCAAGACAGUUAUAGUGGUGGACAAGAGGGAAAGAGUCCCAUUCCGUUAUGAUGGUACACCAGCCAACAGGAUUAAUCGAACCUGUAUACAUUGUUACAGACUCAUUUGGCCAGAUCAUUAUUAG